GCUCACAGCCGCUCUUAGCGGCUGCCCGGGGCUCACCGCGCCGCCGCCGGGCGCUGACUCAGCCGCAGUCGGGCUGCUCCACCGAGCAGGACCUGGAGAGUGCGUGCCCGGAGCCGCCGGGGAAACACCGCAGCCUUGAGCCGCGGGCUUCCGGAGCUGGAGCUGGGGGCUGGCCCGUAUGGGUCCCCCGAGUGAGCACAUGGGACUCGCCCGGCCAGUUCUAUAUGAAAAGACGGAUGAUCCAGAAUCAAGGUCUACGUUGCUUUUGCAGUGACAGUGAAGUCUUGGUCAUCUGCUUUUCCCUGCUACCAUUGAACAGCUGUGAGAAAAGCAUCAUCAUUGACAUUUUCCUGUGUCUUGGUGGAAGUUUACAGAGAAUCAUCAGCUCAUUAGGGUUUUCAUCACCCCAGUAUCUGCAGUUCUGAUUCAUUUCCUUCCUAAGGCCACCCACAGCUCUGCUCUCGGAGAAGCCAUACUGACUCAUUGGCUCAAGCUGUGAUGUUCAGCUGUCCAUCUUGCCUCCUGGAACAGCUCAACCCAGGGUCUUCCUGAAGUGGUGACCACUCCAAUUGGCAGGGGUAGAAAAUGGUACCAGUCAGGCCGGAGCCCCGGGAGGCCACAGUCACUGCUGCAGGAUGGAGGAACCCACUCCUGAGCCGGUCUAUGUGGAUGUGGACAAGGGGCUGACCUUGGCUUGCUUCGUUUUCCUCUGCCUCUUCCUUGUAGUCAUGAUCAUCCGCUGUGCCAAGGUCAUUAUGGACCCCUACAGUGCCAUCCCCACGUCCACCUGGGAAGAGCAGCACCUGGAUGACUGAGGCAUAGGACAAGUCACAGUGUCCCAGGAUGCACAUCUUCAUACCCUGGCCAACAUCCUCCAAGCACUUGGAGGCUGGAAGUGGCUUUGACCACCAAAAGAUGGAGAAGGCUCACCUUCACCUUAUCCGCUCUCACAUGAUCACCACAGGGAAAUGCCAGCAUGCUAGAGGCAAGGCAGUUUGGGGAGACCUGGGGAGAAGAGUGCUAAGCCAUGACUCAGGCAAGUGGGGUCCAUCCUGGGACUCCACUGGGAGACUGCAGGGUGAUGGUCCCCUGUCUAGGCUCCUGUGCACCUUUGGAAACUGAACAAAGAACAGACACUCUGAUCUGCAAACAGUGGUCAGGAGGAGACUGCCCUUCAAAUGCACAGCACAGAGAGGCUGCUGAGAGCCCAGGACUCUUACCUACAGCCUAGCAGUGGAGGGGCAGGAAGAAUGGAAAAUUCAGGGGGCUUCGGCAAAUUCUCACAACGCACACAGCUACUUCCAAACGGGGUUCGUUUUGUUUUUUUUUUAACUAAAAUAUAGAGGGAUAUAUUUUUCCUGUUAAAAAUGAGAUGUGCAUUUUAGACACUUGGGAAAAUAUAGAAGAAAUAUAAAUAUAAUAAAAGAAAACUAUAAAUAGAAGAAAGGCAGGUGAAAAGCACUUAUAGUCCGACUUCCCAGAAGCCAUCAUUUUGAUAUAUUUCUUCAAGUCUUUUUUACAAGAAAUUUUUUAGUAAUUCACACCGUACGCAUGAUGCUGCAUUGAUUCAUAUGAUAGCUCAGAUACCUUCUGCCUCUGAAAAUAUCGUGGCUGUUUUUUUGUGACUGAGAGUAUACUCUGUAGGUCAUGACUGAAUAUAGUCCUUUUCUUUAUCUAUUUAACUUUUCCACAAUGUUCUCACACAAAUUACUUCACCCAGGAACCUUCAGAAGCCCUACAUUCCAGGAGCUCCAGGCAAGAUCUGGGUUCUAGUCCUGCUUCAGCUACUCAAAGGCUGUAUGAUCUUGAGAAAGUCAUGUCACCUCUAGGUGCCUCAGUUUCCUCAUUGUAAGAUGGGAAGGGGAAGUCUGUCUGUCUAUCUGUCAGUGAAAGGAGCCAAGCUACAGUGGGAGCUGAGACUAGGUUGCUGGUGAUCACUCUUCCCUGUCUUCCCUUCCUCCUCUUCUCCCACACACUGUCACCUACAUCUAUGACCUUGCUGCAACGAUUCUGGGUCAGAGCCUGCACCCCCCCCACACACACACACACCAGCAGCCUCAACUCCUGUGUUCUCGUUCUAUGACCCCUAAGUAAAUCAGCACCUGUGAGCUCCAAUUUCCUCAUCUAUAAAAUAGGGGAGUAACAUCUACCUCACAAGGUUGUUGCAGAGAUAAGACGGGAGAGCAUGAGCAAACAGGAGCAUCCUUUCCUGAAUCUCUCACCCUAGGAAAAGAGCCCUGCCUUCCAAGAGCCAGAGCUCCCAGUACCGGCCAGCGGGACACUCAUAGUGGCCUCUUCUACACGUGACACCACAGCAUCUGGGGUCUACUGACACACACCAUCACCAUUGUCAGCUUUUUCACGUCUGGGAGCUGCCUCUAUUGUGUCCUUCCAGGGUAGGACUUGCUGCCCUGUCAAAGGAGACCUGUGCUGUGGACCUCAGACCUCCUCCAUUGCCCACACUCAAGCCAUGGGUUCCCAUGCACCUCAGGCUACCUGGGGAAAAGGUUUCCAAAGCACUGUCACUGCUAGGUGACCCCUAAAAGUGAACAGAUGAUGUUGGGGUGGUUUUCCCGGGCACGCCCAGUCUCUGUCUCUGUCUCUGUCUCUGUCUCUGUCUCUGUCUCUGUCUCUCUCUCUCUCUCUCACACACACACACACACACACACACACACACACACACAGUGGGAUGUACAAAGGGACAGUUAGCACAGACUCCAAACGUGGCUAUGAGGUGUUACCUCCAGCCAGGCCUUCCUCAAAAACCUACCUCACAGACCGCAGGCACUUCUGUGGGACCUGUUGGGAUGGGUUUACAGAGUCAACCAGGGCCUGUUCCCAGCUAUUAAUGACAGCACAGGAAGAAGAGAUCUGAAGAGCUCUGAAGACUUCCUAUUGGAGCUCUCUGGAGGGAAAAUGGGAUGCCCCAAGCUGUGCUUCUCAGAUUGCCUGCUGAGGGCAAACCACACCUGCUAGAAGCUCCCUCCUCCCUUCCCCAGAUCUGCAGACUAGGCAGACUAGACUCAAACUAGACAGCCUGGGCCCACCAGGGACCUAAGUUAGCCAGAUUCCUGGAUGGUUGCACACCCCUGUUUAAGAAGCAUUGCCCAGGGCCCCUGGUCUCAGACAACUUGCCAAACCUAGACCCCUUAGUAUUUUUCACCUUAUCUCUUCGUGCUGUUUUCAUGGCAAGGGGAAAUAAUAUUUGAGAAAAGAGGUGAUUUCAAAACCCACCCCCACCCUCCAGAGCCAAGCUUCUGAGAAGGCAACAAAGCAGCGGUUUCUAUUUCGUGCCCACGUCCUUGCUCGCUUGCUCGUUUGUUCAUCCUCUUGCAAGCUGUCCACAAGUACCUUUGGCUGUGUAGCUUCAGACACUCAUUCAACCAGAAUCCCUUCACAAGCAACUUUUCACAAUGUUGCUUCUCCUUGUUUGUAUCUGUGUGCUUGGUGGUGGUUCGUGAGUGUGUGUGUGUGUGUGUGUGUGUGUGUGUAAGAGAAAGAAAGAGAGAGAGAGAGAAGAGGAGAGGAGAGGAGAGGGGAGGGGAGGGGAGAGAGAAGAGAGAGAGGAGAGGGGGGAUGUGUGUGAAUGGCGUGUACACGUUCUGGUGUGUGAAUAUAAGCAUGUGUGGAGGUCAGAGGACAAUCUUGAGUGUUGCUCCUUCCUUGUUUGAGACAGUCUCUUCUUCACUGUUCACCACUUUCUACCCCAAACUAGCCGGCCAACAAGCGUUCAGGGAUCGUCCUGUCUCUGCCUGCCGUCUCCCACGAGAGUACUGCGAUUACAGAUGUGCACUGCUGCGCCCACCCUCUGUCACAUGAGCUCUGGGGAUUCAAACUCAGGCCCUCACACUCACACAGCAAGCACUUUGCUUACUGAGCCAAUUUCCCAGCUUCCUCCACCUUUACCAUGAUUAAGGUCUGUUUUUAGAAGAGUCCCCUCCCUUGUACAUGCGUGGAACAAUGCAGACCCCUGCGGCAAAUACUUACGUUGCUUUCCCCUUCCCAUUAUACAUGUGCUGAGAAGAGAUAGAUAGAAGAGGCUGUGCUGAGCCUGGGGCUUGCUCAGGAGAGGGGAGAAGGAAGAUUUCUAGCACACCUCUUCUCGAAAGAAGGAAAGGGAGGUCCCCAUCUCUGUCACUUGAUCAUGUGAAGGCGAGAGAAAGGUGGAAGAAUUUCCAGUUUUCCUUCUCUUGUGCUUUCUCUUCUGAAGGAUGGAGGAAGCGGUCCUUUAGGGACCAGAGCAUCCUCAUAAGUUUCUGCGAGCUGAGAGAAAGCCUGUAGUUAUGGACAGAGAAGGAAACACAGCAGCAAAACAUUAGUGCUGAAGUUUGGAAGUUGGCAGAGAGGAGAUGAAGAGAGGCUGGAGGAAAUGAGGGCUGUAGAGUCAGCUACAAGCCAGAGAAGAAGGCAAACUCUCUAUGGCAGGGAAUGGAUGACGGAGUCCUUAGAGAAUGGCAUCUAGUAGCUGGGUUCAAGUUGCUGCAGUGAUGUGCUGUGUGGAGUCCCUAUGCGUUAUCUCACGCUCUCAGCAAAGGCAGAUGCAUAGUCAUCCUUUCAUGCCCAUUGAACUGCAACAGUGGGUCCAUCUGUGUGGUAGGCCACAGAGAGGGCCCAGGUGUCCCAGAGACAAAUGGGGUAAUAAAAACAUUUAGAAACAAGAAAGCCAGAUGAUAGCCACCAGAAGGAAGGUGGUCCCUGAGCAUGCUCAGAGGUUGAUUGAUGUAAGUGGUGGGACCCAGCUGCCCCAGUGUGGCCUAUAAAUUGCCAUCACAGCCAUUUUACUUUUCCAAUUAGUUUUCAAAUGUCCACAUGCUGUUUUGUUUUGGUGGAGUGAUUGCAUUGCUGGGUAUGGAACUCAUGGCCUUGUGCAUGUGAGGCCAGCAUUCUGUCAAUGAUAUUUGCCCCUCGCCCCACAUGUCCUUGCUGGAAUGAAAAACAAGUGGCUCUCCACCCCCACGGAAUUGCCCCUGGGACUCCAGAGGUUUCCAAAAGAGGCCGGUCCUUUUUUCAAGCACCAAGCGGAAAUAAUUGCAAAGCCUUUUGUCCACAAGAAUGGGCCCCUGUCCUAUUGAGGACUGGUCCUGCUAUGUAGGAUGGAUAAUAUCCAUAAUAGUCUCUGUAGCUGAUGGCCCAGGCUACUGAGAAGUGAUCACAUUGAGUUUCCCACAUCUGUUCUGGCACAGAUGGACAGACAGACUCAUCAUACUUGCUUCUCUGCCCAUCUGCGCUGAUUCCAUAAGUCCUUGACAGUCAUCGACUAAGACUUUCCCUCCUCUCCCCCCCACCUCCCCCAGGGAAGGCUCUCUGUAACUGUCAGUGGCUAGCAGGAGCGAGAGGGUGCACUUGAAAUAGUAAUAGAGUUAAAGAAAGUCCAUUCACAGAGGUUGGGUAGAGCUCAGGGAAACAGAAUGGCAGAUACCAAGGACAGCCCUCAAUGAGACAUCAGACUUACCUAAGCCUGAAGAGACAAGGAAGGACAACCCGAUCCCAGCAGGAGUUGCUGCAGGGUAGAGUCAGGCAAAAGGAGCUGUGCCACAGGUACAUCUAAUACUCUUGCCUGGGACUGGACUAUAGCUCAGUGGUAGGGCACCUGCCUAAGAUGGUGGAGAUCCUGGGUUCAAUCCCCAGAACCAGAAGAAAAAAAAAAAAAAGGUUCUUGCACAAUUCCAGGCCAGUAGGGCAAGAGUUGGAGAUACCUUUUGCCUCCUUUCUCAGUCUCCCACUGACAAAAAUAAUAGACACUAAAGGAUGGGGUUGCUGAGCAAUAGGAUCUAUGUAUGUCGGCACACUGGAGUAACUAAAAAAUAACCAGCACAGCCCACCCCAAGCAACACUGAGCAUCCAUCAGGAACUCUGCUAAGAAGGGGAGGCAAACACUAAUCCUAAGGAUUAGUCCUGUGGAUACCCACAUUGCCCCAGAUAAUGUCAAUUUUGCCUCAUUCCCAGCCAGACCUUACACUGGAAUGUAGCCAGUGCAAGACAGAGAGGCUAGCAGAGCCACCUCUGUAGUGGUCAUGAGGCCUGGGAUGGACAGCAGUCUUGGUCUUUCCCCUCCUACCCCACAUCCCCUGCAUAGUCCCUUGGCUGUGGGGGCAUUUUACCUCAUUGAGAGAGGAGACAAAUCCUAGUCCUGCUUUUAUUGAGUUAGUACAUGCCCAAAGAACUCAGGAAGGGGCCUUGCAGGUCUAGUUGGAAGCACUUUAGAACUCCCAGAAGAGGGCCACAGGAGCUCCUGGAUCUGUAGUCCCAAGAUGAAGAGCACUGGAGUCUCCACAGAACUAAUUAGGAAUUGAACCCUAGACUUCCAGAAUGGGGACACAGGGCACCAGAUGUACCAAGUGUCCCAAUGAAUCUUUGGGCUCUGGAGUGAGUCUCCUCUGCCCCUGUGGGGUAGCAGUAAAGCCAUAGCUUCUAGGGUGUGGGAAAAAUUGCCUGACAGUGCAGCAAUCCCCUUUUCUGUACACUGGUUCACCUAACAGGCACAACGACAUCUUCCAGUUUAUCGGACUCCCACCACGUGUGCUGGUGAUUCCCAAUCCAGAACAUCGAUGCUUAUUUAUUACAGGGGUGGAAAACUCAAUUUCACGAGUCACACACCAUUAGCUGGAAGAUAUGAUAGAAACGACAUGGGGGUUCCUCACAAAGUUAAAACUAGGCAUGCCAUAUGAUCCCACAUUAGGGGGAUAUCUAAAGGAAAUGCAAUAUUUCAAAGCACUCUACUCCCAUGUUGAUUACAGCACAAUUCACAAUAGCCAAGAGCUGGAAAACUUAUAAAUAUUCAUCAGUGGAUGAGCAGAUGAAGAAAAUGUGGUACCUGAGUACAGUGGAAUCUGAUUCAUCUCUAGAAAGGAUGAAGGCUUGUCAUUGGGAUAUGGAUGAAACUGGAGGUCAUUCUGUGAAAUGAGCCAAGCACAGAAAAACAAGUACUCAUGAUGUCCCAUAUGCAGUCAAAAACCAUCGCUUCCCCAGAAGCUGAGAGGAGAAUGGUGGUUACCAGAGACUGGGGGAGCAGAGGGGGACCUGGUCACUGGGUCCUAUGUUACAGUUAAAGAAAUCAGUUCCAUUGGGUUACUAGGCUGCAGAUUCAAAUGAGCUUGGAGAGGGAAUUUUGAAUGCUUCUACCACAAAGAAGUAAUGUUUGAGGUGAUAUAUAAGGUUACCUGGACUUGGCUCUGCACAAUAUACACACAUAUCAAAACAUCCUAUGAUAUGCUAUAAAUAUGUACAAUUUGUGUAUCAAUUUUAAAAAAAUAAAUAAAAUAGAAAAGGGGCA
This is a messenger RNA of Peromyscus maniculatus bairdii (prairie deer mouse), 7273 nucleotides long. NCBI's taxonomy places the organism in Eukaryota, Metazoa, Chordata, Mammalia, Rodentia, Cricetidae. The record is from RefSeq and is a predicted model, not a curated record.